AUGUUGCCUCCAUGUCCUAAAUGUGGAAAAGAUAAUUUUAAAAGUACUCGAGAUAGAAACACUCAUCUGAAUCGCAGAAUUCCAUGUAUACCUAAAAUUACUGAAGUAAUUAGCUAUCCAGAAACUAUUCCAGAACCUUCAGAAGUUGGAAAUAACCUUCCAAAUAAUCUAAAGUAUGGUGGUACAUCAUCUGUAGAAGAGCUUAAAGCAACUAUAGAUGGGCUUGCUUCACAAAUGCGAGCAAUUUCUUGGCAAUUAAAAAAUACAUCAAUGGAUAUUAAGGGAGUGUCAGAUGAUAUAACAGAAUUAUCAAAUCAGCAGGAAGCAGCACAAAGUAAAAUACAGGAUCUUGAGGAAACAAUGUCUCAACACACUGCUUUAACUAAAAAAUCUGUUUGA
Rhizophagus irregularis DAOM 181602=DAOM 197198 is the source of this 399-nucleotide messenger RNA. NCBI's taxonomy places the organism in Eukaryota, Fungi, Glomeromycota, Glomeromycetes, Glomerales, Glomeraceae. The record is from RefSeq and is a predicted model, not a curated record.